This is a messenger RNA of Fonsecaea pedrosoi CBS 271.37, 1587 nucleotides long. RefSeq lists its product as uncharacterized. Gene Ontology annotation, molecular function: RNA binding. Lineage: Eukaryota; Fungi; Ascomycota; Eurotiomycetes; Chaetothyriales; Herpotrichiellaceae. The record is from RefSeq and is a predicted model, not a curated record. The transcript is spliced from 2 exons. The coding region runs from base 1 to 1587 and encodes 528 amino acids.
AUGUCCAAAGUCAAGUCCAAGUCCGUGCCUAGCACAGGGUCUAAGCCCGGUGUCCUGUCGAAGGUCAAGGGGGCAGCAGUGUCGAAGCCAUCGCAAAGUGUGAAGGCAAAGAGCAAGGAGAUCGCGAAGGAGGUUGCCGCAAAGGAACAGAAGAAAGAUAAGAAGAACAAGAAGGUUCCUGUCAAGGAGCCCACUCCCGAGCCGGAGUCGAGCUCAGAGGAAGAGGAGAGCGAGGACUCGGCCAGCUCAGAGGAAGAUUCUGAGACUGAGGAGGAUGUCAAGACCAACGGCGCCAGUGGAGUGAAGGUUGAUGAGGACGAUUCCGAGGACGAUUCAAGCGAAGAGUCCGACUCUGAAGCAUCGUCGUCCGAGGACGAAGCUCCCAAAUCGAACGGUGCUGUUUCCAAGACCAAGCCUGCUGCCAAAGCUUCCGAAAGCGAGGAGGAAGACGACGAUAGCAGCGAAGAGGAGUCUGAGGAAGAGAAGCCCGCCGCCAAAGGUGCCAAGAUUGGCAAGACUGCUGUGGAGGAAGAUGACGACGAGUCUGAGGAGAGCUCAGACGAGUCGGACAGCGACGAAGAAGCUGCUCCCCCCAAAGCAGCAAAGACAGCCAAGGCCAAUGGUGUCAAAGCUGCCGAGAGCAGCGACGAAGAUGACGACUCUGACGACAGCAGCGAGGGAGAUCAGAGCAGCGAUGACUCUGAGGAAAGUGAUGAAGAGGCGGAAGCUAAACCUGCCAAACGUAAGGCCGAAGAUGUCGAAGAGCCUGCCGCAAAGAAGACAAAGGUCGAGGAGGAUGGUUCAAGGGGAUCCAUCCUCUUUGUCGGCAACCUCUCCUGGAACGUCGACGAGGAAUGGUUGAAGUCGGAGUUCGAACAAUUUGGUGAGCUCGGCGGUGUUCGGCUGAUCACUCAACGCGAGGAUGGUAGAUCUAAGGGCUACGGAUACGUUGAGUUUGUCAACGCCGCUGAUGCCGCCAAGGCCCACGUUGCAAAGCAAGGCUAUGAGCUCGAUGGGCGUGUCAUGAACGUCGACUUUGCCAACAAGAAGCCCGACGCAGGCGAUAAGCAGGAGAAACGACGCCAGUCUUAUGGAGACGCUUUGAGCGAACCCUCCGACACUUUGUUCCUGGGCAAUUUGUCUUUCGAGAUCACCGAGGACGAUGUCUACAACAUCUUUGCGCCAUACGGAAACCCCACCGGUGUCCGCAUCCCAACCGACAAGGACACUGGCAACGUCAAAGGAUAUGGCUACGUGACCUUUGCGACAUUGGACGAGGCCAAGAGUGCGCUCGAGGGUGCGCAGGGCUCCUACGUCAAGAACCGACCCAUGCGUGUGGACUAUGCCCAACCACGUCAACAGAAUGGUGACGCACCAGCCCGCGGAGGCGGGUUUGGUGGUGGGUUCGGUGGUCGUGGUGGUCGCGGAGGUCCUCGUGGAGGCCGUGGCGGCGGCAGGGACUUUGGUGGACGUGGUGGACGAGGAGGAGGCCGUGGUGGUCCUCGCGGAGGUGCUCGCGGUGGAAGAGGCGGCACCACCAACCGAGGCGGCUUCGGUGACUUCUCUGGCAAGAAGACUACCUUCUGA